CUUCAGAUUCUUUGAUUCUUUGAUCGAGUCCAAACCGUGACGGCACGGAGGACGGGCGCAGAUCAACGUCCUGAUUUUCUGAAGCAAAGAGUGAGGCGGUGCCACAACAUGACUUUAAUCAUGUGAUGAUAUGUAAGGUGUCGACAUCACUCUUGGAGUCUUGGUGCUGCGUUACACAUUUUAAGUAACGAGCCCGACGAUGACGAGUGCGUCUUGGACGCCGGAGACGCGCAACGGCACGAGGAGCUCAGUGUGUUUGGAGCCACCGGCUGAGAUCAUUCAUCACUCGCAGCACUGACCGACCGGCCGACUGAACAGAUAGCGGGAUACAAACAGACUCCUUAUGUCUCUGUGAAAUAUCCCUCAACAAAAGAUGGAUGUCCUCCUCGCCCCCCCAAAAGAGACAACAGCGACGGGUGAGUGAAAUCGGAGAUGCUGCGCACGGCGGCCAAAAUCCCGGAGCUUUUGUGAACAGGACUGUGGGUGUGUGCGCGUCAGGCUCGCUGUUAAACCUUCAGACUGCACUCGCCAACUUCCCCCGCUUUCAUCAAGUCAUGUCUGAUACAGAGCGAUGGGCAAGUUUGACGACAACGAGAGGAUAAUCCUCAACGUCGGGGGGACGAGGCACGAGACCUACAAAACCACCUUAAAGACGCUGCCGGGGACGCGCCUGGCCCUGCUCGCCUCCGAUUCGGACAUCGACUCCGUGCUGGAUCAGCUGCAACAAGUCCCCGGCUUCAUCGAGUACAACGCGCGGACCAACGAGUACUUCUUCGACCGUCACCCGGGCGUCUUCGCCUACGUGCUCAACUACUACCGCACCGGCAAGCUUCACUGCCCGGCGGAUGUGUGCGGACCGCUGUUCGAGGAGGAGCUCUCCUUUUGGGGCAUCGAUGAGACGGACGUGGAGCCCUGCUGUUGGAUGACAUACCGACAGCACCGGGACGCGGAGGAGGCUCUGGACGUGUUCGAGCUCAACGUGGACAACGGAGACGAGGACGACGAGAUAGGGAAGAGGCUCGGCAUCGAGGACGUGGCUGCCGACGGGAACGUCAGCCUGUGGAGGAAGUGGCAGCCGGUAAUCUGGAAUCUGUUCGAGGACCCCUACUCAUCCAGGGCGGCGAGGUUUAUUGCCUUCGUGUCUUUGUUCUUCAUCCUGGUUUCCAUUACCACCUUCUGUUUGGAGACUCAUGAGGCUUUCAACAAAAUCAUCAACAAGACUGAUGUGGCGCGGGACGGCAACGUGACCGACUCAGGUCCACAGUAUGAGAUCGAAACUGAUCCUGCUCUUACAUAUGUGGAAGGUGUUUGUGUCUUCUGGUUCACCAUUGAGUUCCUGGUGCGUGUGACCUUCUGCCCAGUCAAGUUGGAGUUUUUUAAGAGUCUUCUUAACAUCAUUGACUUCGUGGCUAUCUUGCCUUUCUACUUGGAGGUUGGGCUGAGCGGCCUUUCUUCAAAGGCUGCCAAGGAUGUGUUGGGUUUCCUCAGGGUGGUUCGUUUUGUUCGUAUUCUGCGUAUCUUCAAGUUAACACGACACUUUGUGGGACUUAGAGUACUGGGCCACACGUUACGGGCUAGCACCAAUGAAUUCCUGCUGCUCAUCAUCUUCCUGGCAUUGGGAGUGUUAAUUUUUGCCACAAUGAUAUACUAUGCCGAAAGAAUCGGCGCCAAGCCCAAUGAUCCCACGGCUACCCUCCACACUAAGUUCAAGAACAUCCCCAUCGGCUUCUGGUGGGCCGUGGUAACCAUGACAACACUGGGAUAUGGUGAUAUGUAUCCAGAGACCUGGUCAGGUAUGGUCGUGGGCGCAUUAUGUGCUUUAGCCGGUGUGCUGACGAUAGCCAUGCCUGUGCCCGUUAUCGUCAAUAACUUUGGAAUGUACUAUUCUCUGGCUAUGGCCAAGCAGAAGUUACCCAAAAAGAGGAAGAAACAUAUCCCUCAAGCAGUGCAGGGAGGCUCCCCCACCUACUGCAAAGCUGAUCUCAACACCACCUGCAACAGUACUCAAGGUGACCUGUGCCACGUCAAAGGCAGCAGGGUACUAGAACGCAACCGUUCAGGCUAUGAGAAAUCCCGGAGCUUAAACAACAUAGCGGGCAUGACUGGCAUGGCUGGUAACACUCUGAGGCUGUCUCCUGUGACCUCGCCCUAUGGAUCGCCCUGCCCGCUACGCCGCUCUCGCUCCCCUAUCCCUUCCAUCCUGUGAGAUGUCCACCUCUGGACCGCUUUGACCCCAACCAACCCAUAUCCGUUCCACUAACAAACCACAUCCCCCUGGCAUCAAAUCCGAACUCUGUUUAGUUCUUGUGACUAGUGGAAAAGUACUCCACCAUCGUAGCCAAGAAUCGUGUAAAUGUCUCGAGUAACCUGAGCAAGUUCUGCGCUUUUCCUCCAAGGUACAUCUGCUUAGCUCACAUUCAUCUCCUGAUGUACCUUUUAGCUCGAUAUUAUCAUCAUGUGAGUCUUGCAAUAAAAAAACUGUUACUGGUGGCUUCAGAGGUAGCAGCCAUAACGUGUAAUAAAGGACAUUUAAUAAUCAGGGAUAUUAGAUGUUGUUAUAUUUAGAUACCUUGAUGUGCUUCCAGAAAAAGAAAGAGAGAUGUCACUUUGUUUUAACCUCACACAAACUGUGACUUUGUUGAUGGUAAACUGUGUUGUAAUUGGUUUGGAGUUGGAGAGGAGGGGCAAGUCGCUUUCCACCCGCUGUUGGGCCUGCUCAUGUUUUUUGCAUGGAUCAUCCUGUAACCAUCGUCUUCGAGAAGCGUGCACAGAGGAGGGGAGGAGAGGAUCUGUAGGACAGACUUGGAGUUGUUUCUAUAAAACGUUGUUAUGUUGGGAUUUAGGCGAGGGAGGGCGUCCCCGACUCGUACCAUGUCUCAUUCUGCCAUUGGCUUCAGCAACAAUCCACCGAGGAGACUGAAAACACCCAGCUGGGCGUUGCUUUCUGCUCAUUUGCUGCUAUUUCUGAAUAACUUUCUCCUCCUCUGUGUCUAAUUUUCUUUUUCCUCUGACGUAGUGCCACCAAAUCUGUUUCUGGUUGUUUACUCACAGAUAACUGCAAAGAGGUUGUCUUUACUGGUUUUACACAAGCAGAGAGCAGCGUUCUGUCUUAAUGGCUUGAAGAAAGGCACCGCCAUAGUGGAAAGUGGGAUAAAUUGUCAUCAGUAUGAGGACCUAUUGCAGUGGGGAGACCUCAUUUGGAGCCAUAAGGCCACGCCUACAGGACAAUAAGGAUGAGGACGCACCCGAGAGCCACUGACCGACAGGCUGUCGGUGAGCAGACUGGACGACUCGUCCUUAAAAGAGACUAUCUAGUGCGUAGAUUUUGCUCCUGUAAAUACAAAACAACACAGCACAUCUGGGCCACGUGGCUCUGUCCACACAUCUGUCUUUUGAUAUAGCGAGUCAGGUACGAGGCGGCUCGCUGCUACGUUGACACUCUGAGUCGAUCGUAUUUCUUGCUGUGGUAUCCCUCCUCGCAAUAAAUGUAUUGAGACGCAUCAGUCGAGGCACUUUGUGUUCAAAACAAGGAGUGUGUUCAUAUAUGAAAUUCCACACCGAGUAUAUACAGUGUAGAGAGGCAACGUUGAAUAAAUGUGAUCAUCUCUGCUUUUGUUUCUCUUUGUAAUUUCAGUAGGUUAACUGCUCUGCUGUGUGUAACUGUGUGUGUGUGGGCGUGUCCUAACAAUCCAGGGUAAGGUCUAUAGCUUGAAAGGCCCGGUCAGACCAGCGAGUGGACUCGAUGCUGUCACUCUUGUACAUUUAGCACCAACACAAAUGAGACAGAGCUCCCCUGUGAUGCAGUGCCGUUGUAGAAGUCCCCUCUCUACCCUGGGUUAGUGCUGCAGACGUUCAUCUCUAUAAACCAAAUUACUCUGACCAGACGAUUCCUCAUGACUCCUGGUGGCUAACAAAAACAACUUGAUUCUUCCAGAUCUUUCCCCUUAUGGGGGUGAAGCAAACGUGUAGCAGAAGUUUAUACAGCGGGACUUCUAGAAUGGCUACAUCUGCACCGUAGCAAUCCCACAUACCCACACAAUCAGAUUGGAUUCGCAAUAAGCACCCGAAAAACAAAAGCACCGAUCCACACUGUGAUUUCAGGAGCCUGUUAAAACAGGAAGGUGAAGGAAAACGAAGCUGCCAGGCGAGAUCUGAAAGAGGCACAGCAGCACAGUUUAGGCUAGCUGCUCUAGUGCCGCCCUGACCAUCCUCCUCAUGUAGUACACACGCUGCUUCACUCUUUGGAUCGACAAAGGGGUACCGUUCUUCGUGUAUUUCUAGGAUGAUGUUAUAACUUGAAAAAAAAGGUGUUUAUUUUUUUGAAACCAGAACAUGUAUUUUUGUGUCUUACUGUGGAGUACUUUGCUCUUUCCUGUAAAGUCCUGGUAGUCUGAUGCUGUGCUUCUACAUCGUGUCCUCCAACUGUCAGGCUUUUGAUCCAAGUUCAUGUUUCGUAUGUUUUACUGUGAGCAUAAUUCUAGUUUUUGUAAUUCUGUAUUUGUGGAGCCUUUUGUUGGCAAGUGCAUGCUGAAAAGAAAAAUCAUUAUGUCAAACUGUAAAAGAAAUAAAAUAAGAUGACAUAUUGUAUAUCACGUUCAAAACAAUGUGUAU
This is a messenger RNA of Neolamprologus brichardi, 4611 nucleotides long. Lineage: Eukaryota; Metazoa; Chordata; Actinopteri; Cichliformes; Cichlidae. The record is from RefSeq and is a predicted model, not a curated record.